This is a messenger RNA of Morone saxatilis (striped sea-bass), 419 nucleotides long. Its product is annotated as prohibitin-2-like. The transcript is spliced from 3 exons. Gene Ontology annotation, biological process: mitochondrion organization. The record is from RefSeq and is a predicted model, not a curated record. Lineage: Eukaryota; Metazoa; Chordata; Actinopteri; Moronidae. Gene Ontology annotation, cellular component: mitochondrion; membrane. Bases 132 to 374 code for a protein of 80 amino acids.
GAGCAGGAAAUCCCAUCACUAUAUUGUACUGAAAAAAGAUGGGGCCAUGCUGUCGGACUACAUUUCCCAGUAGACUUUACGGUCCACGAGGAGGAGGAUAGUCUCGACCUUGGAGUUUGACGUAGAGCAGCAUGGCGAGCAAGGAGCCGAAUCGCUUGGUCCAGCACCUAAGGGAUCUGGCAGGUCGAAUGUCUUCAUCUGGUGGCAGAGGGGCAGGAUUAGGACUGAAGCUGCUGCUCGGAGCUGGUGCUUUGGCAUAUGGCAUUAAAGAAGCCACCUACACAGUGGAGGGUGGUCACAGAGCCAUCGUCUUCAACAGGAUUGGAGGGAUGCAGAUGGACACUAUUCUGGCUGAGGGGCUGCAUUUCAGGUAGGAUCAGCAGAUUUAUUAACUGACUUGUUCCAGGAUCUACAGUUGU